GAGUAAAUAGAGAAGAGGGUGGUGAGUGGUGAAAGUGACAAGAGGAGCCUAAGUGGAAAGAAAAGAAGGAAAAGAAAGAGAGGCAAAUCCAAAAGAAAACACACAGAAGGAAACAAAACAUAUCAUACAUACGAACAGAGUACUUGAAGUAUUAGCAGCGAUACGAUAGCAGGGGGGCCUUGUGGAAUGUAGCAACACGAGACGCUUGGCACUUGCAUAAACCAACGUGUUAUGGAUUUCGGUGCCUCUCUCUUUUCCAAUUAAAUAAACCCCUUUUCUUCAUAUAUAUCCUUCUCUUCUUCUUCGUAUUCUUUCAAAUAAACUACCAUUAAUCUUAUUCUAUGCCUCAUUUCUCUGUUCACUUCACACAUGGGUUGGUGGCAUAAGAUCACAAAAACUUGGACUGCACUCUCUGCUCGUAUCAAGCUUCGAAAAUCAAGGAUUUCCGGUGGCCGAGUUGCUGGAACCGGUGAAUACACCAGUGAUUGUGGGGGAAUCAGUGGGGGGUUGUUGAAGCUUCGUGAUGAUGUGCAAAUGUGUGGGUACAGAGAUGUUGAGGUGAUGUGGAACAUGUUGAACAUAAGUCUUCAGCAUGACCAAAUGGAAGCGGCGAGAAGCUCCAACAACUCAGAAUUUCGCAAGCGUGGGUACAAGCAAAGAUCUAUUUCCAGGGUUUUGUUCUGGACUAGCCAUCUAGUAAAUUGAACGAAUGAUCAAGUUUUGGAAAAGAAUUAAUGUGAACGUAUUGUACAUGCCAAUGAAUGAAACCUUAUUUCAUGAUUAUGUGAAUAAUAGAAGAAGUUUCUGUUCUGGUAUGUUAUAUACUAUGCAUGUAACCCUUCAGUUUGUCCCUCUCUGCUCAGAUAAGGGGAAAGGCAAGGAAAAUCUGUGUGUUUGUUGCCAAUUAGGAACCGCUAUAUGGAAGAUGUAGUGUUUUGUUUCAACUUUUCUUCACAGGUAACAAAGAUAAACACGGCUUAAAAUUUAUAACUGAAGUUCUGCAUCGAGUAUAGUGACAGGUUUGAAUGGAACUAGUGGUGAGGUUGCAUCAAUUGAUGAUCAAUCGGUGUCACAAUACAUGCAUUUGAAGUGUUUGAUGGUUGUUUUCGCUGAUUUUUGUGACGUGUAUUGGUUGAAGUGUUUUGAGUAGUAGUUAUUAGCCGAAC
Molecule: messenger RNA, 1166 nt
Organism: Vigna umbellata (rice bean)
Lineage: Eukaryota; Viridiplantae; Streptophyta; Magnoliopsida; Fabales; Fabaceae
Source: RefSeq, a predicted model, not a curated record